This is a messenger RNA of Dermatophagoides farinae (American house dust mite), 1228 nucleotides long. RefSeq names its product fructose-bisphosphate aldolase 2. Lineage: Eukaryota; Metazoa; Arthropoda; Arachnida; Sarcoptiformes; Pyroglyphidae. Gene Ontology annotation, biological process: glycolytic process. The record is from RefSeq and is a predicted model, not a curated record. Gene Ontology annotation, molecular function: fructose-bisphosphate aldolase activity.
GAAAUUUUGAUUCAAUUUUUGUUCAUUUGUAUUCUGUUGAUUAAAAAAAAAAGAAAAAUGACGUUGAUGUUAUCGAAAAAUAUUCAAGAUGAAUUACAACAAACUGCAAGAUUAUUAGCUACAAAUGGUAAAGGUAUUUUAGCAGCCGAUGAAUCAAUGUCAACGAUUGGAAAGAAAUUUGUACAGAUUGCCGUGGAAAAUACGAAAGAAAAUCGUCGUUUAUAUCGUCAAAUGUUAUUUGGUGAUGAUCGAAUUCGUGAAUUUAUCAGUGGUGUUAUUCUUCAUGAUGAAACUUUAUAUCAGAAAGAUGAUAAUGGAAAAGGUUUUGUGGAUUUAUUACGUGAAAAGAAUAUUGUGCCUGGAAUUAAAGUAGAUAGAGGUUUAGUCUUAUUAAUGGGUACUAAUAAUGAAACAAACACUCAAGGUUUAGAUGAUUUGAAACCAAGAUGUGAAGAAUAUUAUAAACUUGGUUGUCGUUUUGCUAAAUGGCGAGCAGUAUUAAAAAUUGAUGAACAUGGUGGUUCACCAUCACAAUUGGCUAUUGUUGAAAAUGCACGUGGAUUAGCACGUUAUGCAUCCAUUUGUCAGGAAUGUCGAAUCGUACCAAUUGUUGAACCAGAAGUUUUAUCCGAUGGUAAUCAUUCAUUGGAAAAAUGUCAACAGAUUAGCCAGAAAGUGUUUGCUGCAACUAUUGCUGCACUUCAUGAACAUAAUGUUCUAAUGGAAGGUAUUCUACUCAAACCAAAUAUGAUCACAGCCGGACAUGAUUUUAAUGGCAAGGCAGAAAAUAAUGCCGAAGAAAUCGGUAUGGCAACAGUUAUGACAUUGAUGCGUACAAUACCACCAGCCGUUCCUGGUAUAAUGUUUUUAUCCGGUGGACAAUCUGAAGAAGAAGCAACAGUUAAUUUAAGUAUGAUCAAUCAAAUUGGUUCAAAAAUCAAACCACAAACACCAUGGAAAUUAAGUUUUAGUUAUGGUCGUGCAUUACAGAAUUCAGCCAUUACCAUUUGGGCUGGAAAUGUUGAAAAUGUUGGUAAAGCUCGUGAAGAAUUAAUACGACGAAUGAAAGCAAAUUCAUUGGCUAGUCAAGGACGAUAUAUGCCUGGAUCAUCUACAACAACAUCAUCUACGGCUACAAAAAGUAAUUAUGUAGCUAAACAUGUUUAUUGAGCAAUAAAUUCUGUAAAAUUCUGAAAAAGAAUUUAUAAAAAUAAAAUAUUUGAAAUUC